Cydia amplana is the source of this 1594-nucleotide messenger RNA. It is a transcript of the gene Smox, whose product is annotated as mothers against decapentaplegic homolog 3. Gene Ontology annotation, biological process: SMAD protein signal transduction; activin receptor signaling pathway; anatomical structure morphogenesis. Gene Ontology annotation, cellular component: heteromeric SMAD protein complex. Gene Ontology annotation, molecular function: I-SMAD binding; RNA polymerase II cis-regulatory region sequence-specific DNA binding; DNA-binding transcription factor activity, RNA polymerase II-specific. Bases 135 to 1472 code for a protein of 445 amino acids. The record is from RefSeq and is a predicted model, not a curated record. NCBI's taxonomy places the organism in Eukaryota, Metazoa, Arthropoda, Insecta, Lepidoptera, Tortricidae. The transcript has 12 exons.
UUUUUUUCAUUCAUUUCUCAACAUGGCCGUCAGUGCUAUAUCUAAAUACGGAUUGUAAGAUUCGUGUGUGAGUUUAGGAGUGUUUCAUUGAUUAUAAUAUAAUUUUAAUGACUUAAUUGAUAAAGUGUUGCGGCAUGUUUCCUCUAACGCCGCCAGUUGUGAAGCGACUGUUAGGGUGGAAAAAGGGCCCCGAAGGGUCGUCUGUUGCUGAAGAUAAGUGGUCUGAGAAGGCUGUCAAGAGCUUAGUAAAGAAAUUGAAGAAAAGUGGAGCCCUAGAGGAAUUGGAAAAGGCAAUUUCCAGCCAAAAUAGUCAUACUAAAUGUGUAACAAUACCCAGAGUGAAGCCAAAUGACAAUAUAAUAAACGGCCAGAACCGCAAGGGCUUGCCGCAUGUUGUCUACUGUCGGCUGUGGCGGUGGCCGCAGCUCCAGAGCCAGCAUGAACUAAAGCCCGUGGACCACUGUGAGUUCGCGUACCAGCUGAAGAAAGACGAAGUGUGCAUCAACCCUUACCACUACCAUAAGAUCGACUCGCCUGCCCUGCCGCCCAUCCUCGUGCCGCGGUGCGAGGGCGAGGCGCGCGCGCCGCCGCCGCCGCCCUACUCGCACUACCUCCGCGAGCCCGAGCCGGAUAUGCAAACGGGUGGUGUCGUAGGUGUCGGCGCGCUGACACAUAGCGCCAUGUAUCUCGAGGCCACCCUGGGGCAGCAGGUGCCCUCGAACACCACAGUGCACGUGAGCGCGGCGACCGUGGAGACUCCGCCCCCAGGCUACAUGAGCGAGGACAACGACCCCAUGGACCACAACGACAACAUGAACUUGGCGCCCCUGACGCCGCCCCCCGGCGGUCCCGAGGCCGCGCCCGUGCUCUACCACGAGCCCGCCUUCUGGUGCAGCAUCAGCUACUACGAGUUGAACACCCGCGUCGGCGAGACCUUCCACGCCAGCCAACCCUCCAUCACCGUGGACGGGUUCACCGACCCCAGCAACAGCGAGAGGUUCUGCCUAGGGCUCCUGUCCAACGUUAACCGCAAUGAAGUGGUGGAGCAGACGCGGCGGCACAUUGGCAAGGGCGUGCGCCUAUAUUACAUUGGCGGCGAGGUGUUCGCCGAGUGCCUCAGCGACUCGUCCAUCUUCGUGCAGAGCCCCAACUGCAACCAGCGCUACGGCUGGCAUCCCGCAACCGUCUGCAAGAUACCCCCGGGCUGCAAUCUGAAGAUCUUUAACAACCAGGAGUUCGCGGCGCUGCUAUCGGCGUCUGUGCCGCAGGGGUUCGAGGCGGUGUUCCAGCUCACGCGCAUGUGUACCAUACGCAUGAGCUUCGUCAAGGGCUGGGGCGCAGAGUACAGACGGCAGACGGUGACAUCGACGCCAUGUUGGAUCGAGCUGCACCUGAACGGGCCGCUGCAGUGGCUGGACCGCGUGCUCACACAGAUGGGCUCCCCGCGCCUCCCCUGCUCAUCCAUGUCCUAGAGUCUCACACUACAUAGGAAGCACCGAAAUAAAUAAACCUAAGCGUAGCUCAAACCCAAUUCAAAUACCUCUGUCAUGAGUCUUAGUAACUAAAAGUAAGGACAUUGCUACACUUUUAUAUA